Megalobrama amblycephala (Wuchang bream) is the source of this 729-nucleotide messenger RNA. RefSeq names its product carbohydrate sulfotransferase 15-like. NCBI's taxonomy places the organism in Eukaryota, Metazoa, Chordata, Actinopteri, Cypriniformes, Xenocyprididae. The record is from RefSeq and is a predicted model, not a curated record. Gene Ontology annotation, biological process: hexose biosynthetic process. Gene Ontology annotation, molecular function: N-acetylgalactosamine 4-sulfate 6-O-sulfotransferase activity. The transcript is spliced from 3 exons. The coding region runs from base 102 to 437 and encodes 111 amino acids.
AUUUCCAUCAGAAGGUCUGUGAGUCUCUGCGUCUGUUCGACGCCUGUCUGCGGGACGCCGGUCUGAGAGCGUGUGUGUACAGCAGCACGCUGUAUUACGCCAUGAGUGUGCGGCUGCACGUGGGCCUGUAUGUGGUGUUUAUUCUGGACUGGUUGUCAGUGUUCAGCCGUGAUCAGCUCUUAGUUUUGCGUCUGGAGGAUCACGCUGCAAACCUGACGCACAGCAUGAACAGAGUCUUCCACUUCCUGCAGUUAGGUCCGGUGUCUGAACAGACAGAGAGACUCAUCAGCAGACGUCCCGUGGCAAACACCAGGGAUCCGUCGGACAGGAAACUGGGGCCGAUGAAGCCGGUGACACGAGAGCUGCUCCGGCAGUUUUACGCUCCUUUCAACCAGAAACUGUCUGCGGUGCUGCAGGAUGAGUCCUUCAUGUGGUAGAGUCGCUGCCAUUCACACGCAGAUCGCCUGUCAGAUGAGUUUGAUGCUGAUUGUUCAUUCCCUGGAUCAUGAAGGGGCUUUUUGUAAAUGUUGAAGUAUGUUUAAACCACGCAGAGAAAAAAAACCCUCUCUUUUAAGUGUUUGAAUCGCUGACAUCAGUGUGCAGUUUUACAGUCAGCAUGAAAAAUAAUUCAUGCUCAUAUUUUCUUCUCUAUUGUGCCGUAUAUCUGAGUGAAACUGCUUCUCAAACAAGAACAAAUGUAGGAUGGGGCUUGAUUUUGUUUGUGGGGAA